Messenger RNA from Morone saxatilis (striped sea-bass), 1184 nucleotides. RefSeq names its product CXXC finger 4 (gene cxxc4). Bases 12 to 1184 code for a protein of 390 amino acids. Gene Ontology annotation, cellular component: nucleus. The transcript has 3 exons. Lineage: Eukaryota; Metazoa; Chordata; Actinopteri; Moronidae. Gene Ontology annotation, molecular function: methyl-CpG binding; zinc ion binding. The record is from RefSeq and is a predicted model, not a curated record.
AUUCCUCAGCCAUGUCUAACCUAAACAAUGCGCUUUGCAUUGAAAACGGACAGAACGCAGAUGUGUCUCUUUUACAAAAGGAUAACCUUCAGGAUGGUGGAUUAAGCCAGCUUUUGGAUUAUAACGCAGAAAUGGAAAGGUACAGGUCUUUUGCAAACUUUUAUAAAACCAAUGGGGCAUUUCCACAGACUGCUAAGAUUGCCCGCAUCACAACGCCCAUUUUUCCCAGUGCCAGAAUUGGCAUGUCCCCUUGGAACUGCGAUAACGCCAUGCUCUGGGGAAGGAAAUCAGCGGCAAUAAACCCUAAUAGGACCAGCAUGCAUAGAAAUGACUCCCAGAGGCCGGGGAAGCCUGGCGUGCCGCCAGAGACGCUGCAAAUGGCAAAUAAUAAUUUCCUCUCUACCUUAUCCCCCGAACACUGCAGACCUUUAGCAGGAGAAUGCAUGAACAAGCUGAAAUGCGGCGCUGCUGAAGCAGAGAUAAUGAAUCUCCCAGAACGCGUUGGAACUUUUUCCGCUAUCCCGGCUUUAGGGGGCAUCUCAUUACCUCCCGGGGUCAUCGUCAUGACAGCCCUUCACUCCCCCGCAGCCUCAGCAGCCGUUACAGACAGUGCGUUUCAAAUUGCCAAUCUGGCAGACUGCCCACAGAAUAAUUCCUCGGUAUCCAGUGGAAACCCAGCGAAGAAGAAAAGGAAAAGGUGUGGGGUCUGUGCACCCUGCAGGCGGCUAAUCAACUGUGGUGUCUGCAGCAGUUGUCGGAACCGCAAAACGGGCCACCAGAUCUGCAAAUUUAGGAAAUGCGAGGAGCUGAAGAAGAAGCCAGGCUCGUCGCUGGAGAGGUUGGAGCAGCCUUUACAGAAGCUGCUUCAGUCCGGUGUGUUUGAUUAUGAUUCAACGUCCCUAUCUAGCCAGGGCUGUCUUUCUACCACCUCGUCUCAAUCAGCCAACGACGUGGCUUCAGCAUUAACUGCACCUGCCAGGUUCAAGGACGCCGGUCAACAACGGCGAAGCUUUUCGGUGGUUCUUUUAGAGAGGCGAGACAUGGUCGCCCCAUCCAGCAGCAAGAGGACAGGUGGGACUCUUGACUCUCUGCAAGGAGCACUUGAUGGGUUCACAGAACCCAACGCGGCCAACACAUUUGUGGAGGACAAGAGAAGAAAAGUGGACAGACUAAAAGAUAAAUGA